This is a messenger RNA of Rotaria sp. Silwood1, 366 nucleotides long. NCBI's taxonomy places the organism in Eukaryota, Metazoa, Rotifera, Eurotatoria, Philodinida, Philodinidae. The record is from the annotation of a GenBank genome assembly.
AUGGCAGCAACAAGAGCAGCUGAAUCUUUAGAAGGGGGACAAGAUCGACGAGAGGAGGAUCGAGCCAGACAUGCAGCUUCAAGAGCAGCUGAGGAUUCCAUACAGAGACGGACUCGAAGUGAAGAUCAGCGUAGACGACAAGCAGCCUCAAGGGCAGCGCAACGGACAUUUAUGGAAGGGGAAGCGUUUCGGUAUGAUCCAGCCAACAACUAUGACAGCCAUCCUCAACUUUAUAUUGGACAAAUAAGCGAUGUUUGUCCAUACUGUAAUGCCCUCAAGUGGCAUGCAGAAACACGAGGUAUGUGCUGUUCUGGUGGUAAAGUAAAGUUACCUGAACUUCAGCCUCCUCCUGAACCACUGAAAUAA